AUGCCACAGCAGAUCGAUCAAGGCCACAAGUCUCCUCGCGCCAUGCCACACCCAGGGCCACUUGCACUCGAGGCCCGGGACUCGUUGUACCACAAGUACGCUGGGCUGCAGACGCUGGCGCAGGUAUUGUCUACAGUGUCGUCCGCGACCCCGUCCUCGUUCGCGUGCCUAAUCGCGUCGUCGUCGUCGUCAUCUUCAUCUUCAGCGGUGGCAUCCACCUCGUCUUCAAAAUCAUACCCUUUGUUGACAAUCAACAGCCCGACCUCCCCUAAUUUCGGAAUAGAUCUUAGCCAGACAAACGCCUUUGACUCAGGCUCAGGCUCAGGCUCAGGACCCAGUUCAAGUGCUCCAGCGUGUUCCACCUCUUCCUCUUCUUCUUCCUCUUCUUCUCACACAAGCAGCAUCUGGGGUGUGUGCUCCCGCCAGCGAGCACUAGACACACAGCUUCGUGGCCACACGCUAUACACCGACGAGCCUGAGGAGACACUGACUCCGAAGCAGCUCACCUUCCCUUCCAGUGCUGGUGGCAUAACCUCCAACACCAGUGCCACAGCAGAAGAAGCAGUAGCAGUAACAGCAAAAGCCACAACAGAAGCACUAAACAGUCACGACUCAGCAAGACUGAAUCACCACGCGCCAACGAGACCAAGUCAACACGCCGCUUGGAGUCGCCACCCACAGAGCAGCAGUAGCAACAUUGGACAGGGCGCAUCAUCACGUACCAGCACCCGCACCUUUCCACGAGAUUCAUCUAGAAACAGAACCAGAAGCGACAACAACAGCAACAAUGCACGGCUAUACUCCACCGCAGACGAGGCGUUGGAAAGGAUUAAUUUUUACGGUAGCAACUCUUUGCUACCGACAUACUCCAGUGCCAGCGCGUCCGCCUGCAGCUCCAGCACCGGCUAUGUGUCUCGCGUUGGCCAAACCAUCAAUGCGGAAUGCGCGAAAGGCAGGUCCUCCGCAAGCGGUGCGAGACCCGUUCAAUUUGUGGGGAGAACAUUAUCUUCUUCAAUUGAAGGGCGCGCUGCUCAGUUGUCCCCAGUACAAACACAACGGCAACGCCAGCCGACGUCCCAGACAGGAGGGUUCAAACGCAGGUUCGCGGAGAAGAGGGAGGCGUUUAUCAAUGUCCUCGACGCGCACCUGGUUGGGUACCAGAAUAUCCUCCCACCACAUAUCGUAUCAAACGCAGAGCAGACACCGAAGCCUCUGCAUGGCUUCGCGAUGCUGAAAGGGCACAGCAUCGCCGUGCGCAAGGUGCGCGAUAUCGGCUCCGGUAAUGGGACCGCACGUAUUGAGACCGUGCGUUCGGUACCCUUACCUGCGUCCAUCUCUCCAUCGGCCAGGCAAACAAAAACUGUCGAGAAGGAGAUGGAGAGUGAGUUCGGUCUCAAGGAGGAUAGCAUCUGGGCGCUAAAGCGCUUCAGAACGCGUGAUGUACCAUUCGCGGACGGCCUUCGCGCACGCUCACAACUGAAAAGCGAGUGCGAGGUCUACAGGCGCAUCGCAGAGGCGCCAAAAGUAGGCAAAGUUGGAUUUGAAUUUGUCAUGGAGUUGGUGGCAGCAAUGACGUUCCGCGGGGAGCAUUGUUUGUUGAUGCCAUUGAUGGCAACUGAUCUGGCAGACGUGCUAGACAGUAGGCGGACCAUUCUGCCUCGUAGCGAUACCCGCCGAAUUGUCGCACAGAUCGCCAUAGGGCUGGCCACCCUACAUAGCAUUGGCGUCAUACAUAGCGACCUGAAGCCUGCCAACGUCCUGUUCACCCCAAGCGGCACCGUGAAGCUCGGCGACUUCGGGCUCAGCUACCGCACGCCCACUAUGGAACCGCUGCACCGUGAUACGGUGUACUCCUCGCGCGCGGUCGGGACGCGCGGAUACAUGGCACCGGAGAAAGUUCUUGCAAGGGGGUAUAGCUACCCAGUAGACUACUGGGCGCUGGGGUGUAUUUUCGCGGAGAUGGUGGGCGUGGAGGAUCGGAUGCUGCGAAGUUUUGAUGAGUGCAGCGAUGUCAUGACAUGGGAGGAAGAUUACGGUGGUGUUGAGGAUCGCAGAGCAUUCUUUGAGGACCAAGAGCUCGACGAGGACUCCCUCAGUCUGGUCUGUGGGCUUCUGGACCCAAAUCCCCAGACGCGCUUCGGAAUACUGGAGCUCAUCGCUCAUCCGUUUUUCAUGAUAAAAGAUGAUGUCUCCGAAUUUGGCAAAAUUGGCAAAACGGAUCCAGAAAGAUUUAUCGUCGUGGACUCUCCAAGUCCCAGCGAGAAGUUGACACCAGCACAUCCGAUCGAAACAUCGGAUCCGACCAACGAUACAAUGUACCAUUGGAUCAAUCCCUACGGGCCUUACGUAUUACACUCCUAG
Molecule: messenger RNA, 2361 nt
Organism: Psilocybe cubensis
Lineage: Eukaryota; Fungi; Basidiomycota; Agaricomycetes; Agaricales; Agrocybaceae
Product: putative serine/threonine-protein kinase
Exons: 9
Coding region: 1-2361 (786 amino acids)
Biological process (GO): mitotic DNA damage checkpoint signaling; protein phosphorylation
Cellular component (GO): nucleus
Molecular function (GO): protein serine/threonine kinase activity; ATP binding
Source: RefSeq, a predicted model, not a curated record